AAAUCCCACAAAAUGGACUCAUAAUUCAGAUUUAGACUCAAAUAUGAGCAUAUACCAAGCCUAAAAAGCUUUUUUUGUAAAUAUAUCUUAAGAAUUUUAAGUGAUGGCUAGCGAGAGUUCUCCUGACCCUCCCCCAUCGGCGGAAGAAAGUGAUUCUUUGGAGCGUAGCAUCAAGAGAAUCAAGGAUGAUCGUCCUUCUACGCUGAGUUCCGAACCCCCAAUACCAGGAGUUGUCCCCCCAAAUCAGAAAAGUUUCAAGGAUAUGCUCAUUGAUGGCGGUGCAGACCCAAUCCCUUCCAUGAUCACGGUCGAGGAGCUCAUGGCUGCAGGUGAUAAAGUACAAGCGCAGGCCCCAAUGAUGGCCAAUGAUGUUGCUGGAGUCCCAAAAAAAUCUAUUCCUAAGGCCUACAUCCCAAAAGCAAUUUGGCAAAAACUUUGUGCUCCAUGGAAGAAUUCCUUGAUUGUUAAUCUAUUGGGGAAACGAGUUAAUUAUCAUCUUCUGUGCAACAGGCUGGUGCGUGAAUGGAGAACGGAAGAUGAGUUUGAGGUAAUUGAUAUUGGCAAAGGCUUCUAUGUUGUUAAGUUUUCCUCUCCAGAGGAUUGUUCCAGGGUCUUAAUUGGUGGCCCUUACAAAUUUUUUGACCAUUAUUUGGCUGUUCAGCCAUGGGAACCCAACUUCCAGCCGUCCAGGGCAAAGUUGCCCAAAACAGCAAUAUGGGUCAAACUUUAUGAAGUCCCAAUGGAGUACUAUCAUGAAGCAGCUAUCCUUUAUCUUGGGAAUAAACUUGGCAGAGCCAUUAAGGUGGAUAGAACAACACUCCUAGCCACGAGGGGUGAAUUUGCACGGGUUUGUGUGGAGGUUGAUUUAAAUGAAUCUCUUCCAUCUAUGAUAGCUUUAGAUCUUGAGGAGCUUCCUCAAUCGUUGAUUUUGGUGGAGCAUCCUCUGCCACCGCCAGCACCUACAGGAGGCACGGCGAUCAUCCAUGAAAACCUCAGUAUGCAACACCUGGCGGAGCACAGCCACAUCCCGGAUUUAUCGGAUAAUUGCAUGACUUAUGGGUCUUGGAUGGUAGCUAAACGGAAACCACGGAAGGUUGUGAAGCAAAGAUCCUCUUCUGAUCCUACCUCUAGCCCGGGUGGGACACAUCUAGUGGAUAGUGAUAGGCGUGGGAAUCAUGCAAAAUCAAUUAGCCAGUUAACGCCUAAUUCCGUGCGGAAUAAUAAUAGUAACAGAUUUGCAGCAAUUGCUGUGGAGGAUGAUUCCUCGGGACGAAUCCCAAGUAUUGUGGAGGUGAACUCGGCAAGUAUUUCAGUGGAUAAGGAAACUGCACCAGAACAUUUUGAUAUGGAAGUGGCUCCGUAUUUAUCGACGCAAUCACAGAGGUUAGGGUCUGCACCUGAGAGCUCUAAAGUCCAAUCUAAGUGGGCUCGUAAGAAGGAGAAAUCCAAGGACGUGUUAGGCCCGGUUUCUAAACCCCCUAAGUCCACAGGGUCCAAGUUUUUGGACUCAAAUAGGAUACGGGAGUCCAUAAAAAAUAAUAGCAGCCGGUUGGUGAAUGUAACAGUUGCAGCCUCACCUCUUGUUAUAAAGGGUUCCUCCCCGCAAGCCACUCCAAGACUAACUCCAGUUAAUCCCAACUCAGAUUUGCCUAAUACUGAGGUGAUCCCAUUGCCCACUUUCACUGGUGAAGCAACAGAACAUGGGCCGGGAAACAUAAUAGGUAAUGGUGGGACUGAUGAUAAUGUGCUGGUGACUGAUACUACACCAGCUGUUACCUCCAAUGAUGGUGUUCCUCAGACUAAAGCAGCCUUUGGCUCAACCAAGUUGAAUUUUAUGCGCCGUCGCGGGUAUGAUAUGCACUUUCAAGUGCCCGCAGCUGGUUUUGCUGGGGGAUUGUGGUUAUUCUGGAACUCUUCAGCAAAACUUUCAAUACUUUUCUCUACUAGUCAGGCUAUACAUUGUGCUUUGCAAGAAUGGAGUAGGGAACAUUCUGGUGCAUGGGUUCUCAUGGGUGACCUAAAUGAUAUACUUUCUAUGGAUGAAAUCUCUCCCCGUACCACCUCAGUUUUCCAUAGAACACAGCGUUUCAGGUGCUGGUUAGAAAGCUGUGGUUUAAUGAACAUGGAAUCAUUAGGGUGCAAAUUUACUUGGUGCAGACUCAGGAAUGGGAGAGUGGUUUUACGUGAGAGGUUAGACCGUGUGCUCUUUAACUCAGGUGCACAAAUCCUCUUGCAGGGGGCCAAAGUUUUUACUCUGCCGCGUAUUCAUAGUGACCAUCAUCCUAUACUACUUGAUUUGGACACAGCAGCUUCCCAAAUCCCUGUUAACAAACCUUUACGCUUUGAGGCGGCUUGGUUAUCAAGAGAUGAGUUCCGAUCAGUUUUUCACGAGGCCUGGAGUCAACAUGCUAGCCAGCUACCAGUGGCCAUUCACCACACCAAAGAGGCUUGUAACUCGUGGGGCAAGUCUGUUUUUGGAAACAUUUUCAAGAAGAAGCGACUGUUGCGAGCUAGGAUUACAGGAAUUCAGAACUCUCCUCGUUAUUAUUCUUCUUCGCAGUUACAAGCUUUGGAGCAAGAGCUUCUUGAUGAAUAUCAACAAAUUCUAUAUGAAGAGGAAUUGCUUUGGUUCCAAAAAUCGAGGGUGGAUUGGAUUGCAUCUGGUGAUAGGAAUACUUCUUUUUAUCACUUAUCUACCAUGGUGAGACGUAGCAAGAACAAAAUUGGGGCGCUAAAGAUAGGAGGAGAAUGGAACAUGGACCCUGACGCUCUAAAAUCUCAUGUAAGAAAUUUCUCCAUGGAGUUGUUCAUUAGCAAGGACACAGCCCCCUCCUCGGAAGAUCUCUUUGCUUUUCAGCAUACUAUACCUAUAGAGCAGCAUUCGUUAUUGAUACAGCCAGCCACAUUAGAGGAAGUUCGAGCUGCUCUAUUUUCGAUGAAAGGAUUGAAAAGCCCAGGACCAGAUGGUAUACAGGCACUUUUCUACCAACAGCACUGGGAUACGGUGUCUAGAACCUUCCUAGAUUUUGUGAACCAAGCUCUAUUGGAGGGAUGUUUUGAUCCAGUUCUAACCAGAGCAUAUGUGGCAUUGAUCCCCAAAGAAGACUCGCCAGAUGUCAUUCAAAAGUUUAGGCCUAUAAGCCUUUUGAAUGUUGCAUAUAAGGUGCUAUCAAAAUUGAUCGUCAAUAGGCUCUGCCCUCAUCUUCAGAAGAUCGUUGGUCCCCACCAGAGUAGCUUUUUAGCUGGCAGAAGUACAGUUGACAAUAUUAUCUUGACCCAAGAAGCAGUUCAUUCCAUGAAACGGUUGAAGGGUAGGAGAGGUGCCAUGGUACUUAAAAUUGAUCUACAUAAGGCUUUUGACAGUAUUGAUUGGGGAUUCUUAAGACAGGUUCUUACUGACUUCAACGUUCCUCAACAGCUUAUUAAUCUUAUCAUGUUCGCCGUGACCUCUGUCCAGCUGGAGAUUCUGUGGAAUGGUGAACCACUACCUUCAUUUCGUCCCAUGAGGGGGCUAAGACAAGGAGACCCAUUAUCACCGUAUCUUUUUAUUCUAGUGAUGGAGAAGCUAGCCCACAUGAUCCAGGGAAGAGUAUUUACCAAGGACUGGAAACCUUAUAAGUUGUCUCGUGGGGGUGAUAAUGCUUUAUGGUGCAAAGCCAUGCGAGACAAAUAUCUCCGUGGCUCUAAGCUCCUAGAAGCUAGGGGGACCCGAGGCUCAUCCUUUCUGUGGCGCGGAGUUUUACAAUGUUGUUCUGUGUUACAGCUUGGAAUUAAAUGGCGGAUAGGAUCUGGGGAAUCAGUUAAUUUCUGGACAGAUACUUGGGCUAGUCAUAAGCCUCUUCUUAAUGCUAGUAACGCAGGGGUGUCUCUCAGUCUCCUUUCCAUGACAGUAGCUGAUGCAAUCACCCUGGGCAAGGAGUGGAAUCUGAACACCUUGUAUAGCUUAGUCUCGGAGGAAGCAGUUGAGAUUAUUAGAGCAAUCCCUCUAUCCAAAAACUUGCAAACUCCGGAUAGUAUUUUUUGGGAUGGCACAACAGAUGGCUCCUUUACAGUUAAAUCUGCCUACCAUCUCAUUCAGGCCAUGAAAGCUGGUGAAAGAAGAGAGCCAGAUAAUCUAGCUGCUGCACUCCUGUCAGAUAUUAGGGACUUGAUGGCACAGUUUGAAUCUUGCAUGUUGCAACACGUCUUACGGGAAGGGAAUGCUGCAGCUGAUUUUCUUGCUUCCCUUGGACACACAUCACCCCCAGGCUUAAGUAUCUUAGACUCACCACCGACUGGUCUUCGACCUAUCCUUUUAGGGGAUCAGAUGGGGGCUAGUUUCCUCAGACUCUAGUUUUGCUGUUUCUUAGCUCUCUCACUGAUGUACCGAAAAACCAAGCCUAAAAAGCUCCAUUUUGGCCAGAGAUUCUUGAUGUAUUUCGAUCAGAUCUGGCAAACCCACAGGCCACAGCCCUCCAAGCGCAUACCAACGCACAUGAAGAAACCUCCAAUCGUAUA
Molecule: messenger RNA, 4497 nt
Organism: Rubroshorea leprosula
Lineage: Eukaryota; Viridiplantae; Streptophyta; Magnoliopsida; Malvales; Dipterocarpaceae
Source: the annotation of a GenBank genome assembly